ACAAUGCAGACCGAGUCACAGAUACUAGACAAAAGUGAUUUGUCAGAAGAAACAAUUGAAUUGUUAAAUCAACAUGAUGACAAUCGUAAACGAGCUCAUGAUGAUAAUCCACCACUUGAUUUAUCAGCUCCUAAACAGCAAUGUGUAGAGUCUGAAGAAAAAGUGACAGAAAUUCCUGAAUUUGAUAAUAACUUUAUGUACAAAGCAGUACCAGUUGAUUCAGAACGACAACUAUCAGUUAGCUAUGAUAUUAAAAAUUGUCAAGGUAUAAUAACUCAAAUAAAUAGUUUUCUGAAAAAGUUCAGUCCUUAUCGAAUUAACAAUUUAAAGAGUUGCUAUGGUGAACGAAUAGUCAUAUACAAUGCACUCAACAAUGUUAAAUUAUAUUUCUCUCCAGAUGUUCCAAUGACUUUUGAUACAAUUAAUGAACUUUUUUCUAUCAGUGGACACUCUUUGUACCUAGACCUCAAUCACAAUUACGUGACGACAUUGGUAUUAAAUCUAGAGUGUAAGAAAUGCAAGAAUAAUACAUGUACUCAGAAGCCAUCAAGUAAAGAACAUACUCUUCAUUUGGAACAAAUAACUGCAGACAUUUGGAAAGAGUUGGAGAUGUUUCUAGACCUAUCACUCUUGAAUUAUCGUAAAAAUAUUUUUGUCUUUGUCAAGAAUAACAGUUGUAGUCUUUAUAUUUAUUUUAAUAUAUCAGUUUCGAUUAAUGUGUAUGCUUAUAUCAUCAAUGCUUUGAUCAAAUCGCAAUCUGACGCAAUGAAACAAGUCUUAGAGCAGUACCAGUUGAAUCACUUCACUUAUCUUCCUCUUCCAUACUUAGCUAAUCGAUGUGAUAACAAUGUUUAUGACUUGCGACCUUUAUGGGACAAUCAUAAACGAUCUUUUGAUGUCAUUCCAUCACUAACCAGCUACAUUGAUUUUAAAAUGCAGCUUUCGAAUGAUCUAAACAUGUCCAAGGAUAUUGUUUUAGCAAAGAUCAUUUAUAAUUACACCACAGAACCAGCUCAAAGCUUGAUGUAUCACGAUGAUGUAACCAAAGAGUGGGAUAUUACUGAUAGAGUAGAAAUAGAAACUGUGUAUGUCAUGAUUAUUUUAAAUCAAACUCUAGAAGCUAAUGAAGCCUUUGGACAACAGUAUCCUGUUUGCGAGAAUGACAUCAAUGGAAUCCCACCAUUCAUUCGCAGUCGUAGGAAAUUUAUCAUGGAAAGUGUCAAUAAACAUUUCAAACAAUUCUCUCAUAAUUUGCUUAAAGAGAGCCAGGUUAACAUCAGCACUGAUAUCACCAAUUACCCCCAGAAGUUUGUCUUCACUCACACUAGCAGCAAUGAAGUAAACCACAAGAUUCUAGCUACGUUGGAUAGCAUUGGUAGAAAUAUUGCUAGACAUGUGUAUCAGAUAGAGGUUUCAUUACCUGAGGUAUCCAAGUCAACUUCAGAUCUUGCAAGUAUCCAACCUUCAUCCAAUGAAACUUCAAGCCAACGAGAUUUAUCAAAUGUUAUUAAAGUUAGUUAUACUUAUCGACAUAUUGGAUAUCUUAUUCAAUUCUGCUACGAACCAGACAAUUCAAUAGGAUAUGCUUUUUACGUCUUGAUCCUAUCAAUAAUGUACACAAUGCAGAAGCUAUCCAUGAGCUCCAAUGAUCGAGUGCUUGUUAUAUCAAUGCUGAAACAGGUCUUGGUCGUUCAGCAAACUAUUGACAACAAACAGCUUCUUUGGAUCCUAGACUCACUUCAAUCAGUCAACUGUAUGUCAGAGCUAGAACGAAUCUUCCCUGAACCUUUGCGGAUUCUCAAGCAACUAGCAACCUCAGUCUUCCUCAGACGUAGGGUAGAGUCACGGUUGGUGAAUGAUGCUUUGUCCACUGCGAAUAACAAUCGAACUAGCAUCUCAAGUUCAUCAUCUAGAAGCUUGGUGUCCACUACACCUAUUAGCUAUGAUGUGCUGCUAUUUGAUGAGCUAUGUCGCUUAUACCUGCAUGAAGAACUGUCGUUGUAUACCCACUUAUCUGAUCUGAUGUUGGAAGAAAUCGUCACGACGAUAUUCCGACAGUACUUGGUGCUAUUCUAUCGAAAUAUUAUGAGCAAUAAUGUCAUGUAUAUGUAUAAAGACCCGUUGUAUAUAGAGCACCGAAUGACCAACUUUGUCAGUGACACUACAGCUAAUAGCAAGCUUCGAUUCAUGUAUGAUAAAUUAUUGACAUUUAUCAUUCCAAUUCUAGUCAGUAAAUGUCCUAAGUCCAAUGAAACCAGAUGCCGCAAUCAGGCAUUUAAAAUCAUCAAGAAUGCAUGGUAUAAUUAUGUCAAUGAACAUAUUCCUGUUAAAAAUGUUCACUUUGGAAAAUAUAGAUACUUUGUCUGCACCUUGCGUGGGAUAUUCAAUAACAUCACUGGACUCUACAUGUGUGGAAUCCCUCAACUCUACUUCGAAAAUGCUAGCAGUUUCUGUAUCCUUCCACCUCUUGGGAUUGGUGAUAUCAGUUCCAAUCUCAAUAAUAAUGACAAAAAUUUCGGCCUCUUUGAUGUCAGAAGUCAUAGCAACACUGUGAGCAUCGUAGCAGCUGGAGAUGAUGUCAGUGGACAUAAUUAUCACACUCAUCUGCGUGAGAUCAAUGAUGAACUCAUUGGUAGAAUAGACAAAUGGAAGAAACAUGUGCAUAUUUAUAUCACGUCACAAGAUAAGUUGUUUUAUUUGUCAGUGAUGGUACCAGGGUUAUUGAAAAUUGGAGAAUCAGUGUUCAACAAGCAAACACGUUCGUUGAUUAUCAAUACGAUCACUGACAGAUUAUGUAAUGAUAAUAAUCAAACAAAUCAUGAAGAAUUGUUCUACCUUUUGCCGGUAAUUCAAUACCAUUCAUUUGACUCCAAUGUCAUCAUGGCUCUUGCACGUUGUGUUGAUAAGUUGAUGAAUGAUAAACAUACUGUAGUGACAUCUCAGACUAUCCUUAAUUUAUUUAACGGUUUAUACAAGAGUGAUGUUAACAAUAUUUACAAAGAAAUUGGUAGGAAUGAUGAUACAAAGAUCUCUUAUGAGAGUUAUGUAAAUGCAGUUCAGUUGUAUGAUGACAUUGUCAAGCACUAUUCCUAUCGUCCGAAUCGAAGGAUAUUUGCCUUGGGAUUCAUCUGGACUCUUAUCGAGUGGGACAAUCGUGAUGAUGACACCAUAGCUGCUAAUUUCAAUAUCCAACAUCUAUCAUACAAUUAUCGAACUUUGAAGGAAGCAAUUAGUUCAGCAGAACCAGAAGAUAUGUCAGCAACAUUACGUGGUGAUCCAUUUGGUAUGACUCACAGGCCUUUUAAUCUACGUCAAUUCACCUGUGAGACUAAUGAAAACUUUCGUCGAGCUUUUGACAUAACAUUCCAAUCAACCGCGCUCAAGCCAUCAACGACAUCAAUGGAACCAGAGAAAGAUUCAGUUUAUCGUCUUGACAUUUGUAUGUAUAAUGCAUUCUUGAGUCUUUCAAUUAUCUUUCGGUUUGAUACAAAAACUAUUGAAGACUAUUUGAAACAUAGUACACUAAUAUUUCAGCCUUUUAAUAACUGUAGAAGGUUCACCUUGUAUUAUGGAGAGCCACGUUGUGGCAAGUCCUUUCUAGCAAAUUUAAUCAUUCGUGCUGCUGAACCAAGUGUUUUUAAUGUGCUUUCUGAUCUCACCACUGCUGCAUCAGCAGCAUCACCAUCUCCAGAUCUGAUCAAAGCUUUCCAAUCGUAUGUGGUGUGUAUCAAAGAAGUACGUAAAUUAGCAGAAUCAUUGCUCAAAACUAUCACUGGUGAAGAUCACAUGGAUCAACGUGAUUUGUACAAAGGGUAUCAGAAACUCACACCGAUUUGUUUCAUUUUCGGCUGCACCAAUCAAAUACCACAAAUUGAUGCUGAUGAGGCUGUUAAAGAUCGGCUAUCAAUCUUUCAUUUUACUAAUCGAAUUGAACCUUGCUAUAAUUUCCGUGAUAGCAUUGAUGACAAUCAGCUGCUGUUGUACAUCAAUGAACGUACAAUUCAGCCACAGAUAGAAGAAUUCGUCACUUCUAUUGGACUCUACAAUGUUUUCUAUGGCAUGUUUUGCUUAGCUAGGAAUCAGUUUGGCCUGGUGAUACCAACAAUUAAUAAUCAGAGCUCUAAACAAAUCAUGGCUAAAUUCCUGAUUCAUAACAGCACCAUGUAUUGUAUUAUGAAUGAUUGCAAGAUUGAAGUCUGUGUUGGAUACUCAAUUAAAAUGGAAGACUUAUUGAAACGUGCUGGACGUGCUAUAGAGAAAUCUAAAAGAGCAAUGCGUACUAAUUAUCAGCUACAUGAUUUUAUCCAAGAUUUCUCACAGCAUUUCCGUCAAUUUCGUGUUCGUAAUAAGGCUACAAAUAAUGAUGAAUUCAUUGGAGUUGGAUUACCACCAACUGAUGUCAAUCAAGUGAAUGUUAUUGAUAUGAUAUUUAGCCAAGUAUGUCGUCAUUUAUACAAUGUACCACAGUCGAAUACAUUUGUACAUAUUUCUGAUAUACGAAAAUUGAUUAUGUCAAAAUUAAAGGCUAUUUUUAAAACAAAAAUUGAACGUGAAACUGAAUACAUUACUAGAAUUUUACUCAAAGUUAAAAGUGUUUAUCAUGAAUUUUAUAACAUCGAACAACAAUGUUUUCACAAUAUAAAAAUUAUUGAU
Chelonus insularis is the source of this 4653-nucleotide messenger RNA. RefSeq lists its product as uncharacterized. Lineage: Eukaryota; Metazoa; Arthropoda; Insecta; Hymenoptera; Braconidae. The annotation marks the transcript as partial. The record is from RefSeq and is a predicted model, not a curated record. The transcript has a single exon.